Molecule: messenger RNA, 4071 nt
Organism: Lymnaea stagnalis (great pond snail)
Lineage: Eukaryota; Metazoa; Mollusca; Gastropoda; Lymnaeidae
Source: the annotation of a GenBank genome assembly
AAACCAGCUGGGGUUGGGUUGGCAAGCAUUUCACAAACCAUUCACAAAUCAUCUCAGGUAAGACAUUUUUUAUGGAAAUACAAAAAAAAUUUUUUAAUGUGUUUCGGCAACAUUAAUACUGUCUAGUGCUAUCAACUGUUGGUGAAGUGGGCUCCACUUUAACAUGCUGUCAUUUAUUGGUGAAACAUGCUCCACUUUAACAUGCUGUCAAAUAUUGGUGAAAUAUGCUCCACUUUAAGAUGCUGUCAAAUAUUGGUGAAACAUGCUCCACUUUAACAUGAUGUCAAAUAUUGGUGAAACAUGCUCCACUUUAACAUGCUGUCAAAUAUUAAUGAAACAUGCUCCACUUUAAGAUGCUGUCAAAUAUUGGUGAAAAAUGCUCCACUUUAACAUGCUCUCAAAUAUUGGUGAAACAUGCUCCACUUUAACAUGCUGUCAAAUAUUGGUGAAACAUGCUCCACUUUAAGAUGCUGUCAAAUAUUGGUGACAACAUGCUCCACUUUAACUUGCUGGCAAAUAUUGGUGAAACAUGCUCCACUUUAGCAUGCUGUCAAAUAUUGGUGAAACAUGCUCCACUUUAACAUGCUGUCAAAUAUUGGUGAAACAUGAUCCACUUUAAGAUGCUGUCAAAUAUUGGUGAAACAUGCUCCACUUUAACAUGCUGUCAAAUAUUGGUGAAACAUGCUCCACUUUAAGAUGCUGUCAAAUAUUGGGGAAACAUGAUCCACUUUAAGAUGCUGUCAAAUAUUGGGGAAACAUGCUCCACUUUAACAUGCUGUCAAAUAUUGGUGAAACAUGAUCCACUUUAAGAUGCUGUCAAAUAUUGGUGAAACAUGCUCCACUUUAACAUGCUGUCAAAUAUUGGUGAAACAUGCUCCACUUUAAGAUGCUGUCAAAUAUUGGGGAAACAUGCUCCACUUUAAGAUGCUGUCAAAUAUUGGGGAAACAUGCUCCACUUUAAGAUGCUGUCAAAUAUUGGUGAAACAUGAUCCACUUUAAGAUGCUGUCAAAUAUUGGUGAAACAUGCUCCACUUUAACAUGCUGUCAAAUAUUGGUGAAACAUGCUCCACUUGACCAAAAAACGAUCUCUGAAUGGUGUUUGUGUACCCUCUGCAAACGAAUGACGUAGAAGCUAGUAGUCGUGUUGAACUUUGAGUUACAUCAAAUACUCGAUGCCAUUUGAUACGUUUUGAGAUCACCUGACAUUGCUUUGUUUUGUUUUCUAUUGCGCAAUCCAUUCAGAAAUCGCUAUCAAUAGUUUAAAUUUCAGAAAUAAAAGUUGUUGUUUUAUUUUAAUCAGUUAAGCCUUCUUUAAAAAUUCACGUUUAAAAUAUGCAUCAUACUUCCUAAUCCACAAUGGACAGCAGCAUGCCCUGCAACAUCAGUCAAUAGCAAAAAGAAGUUUCACUAGAGGCGUCACUAGAUUUUUAACUAGAGGUGUCACUAGAGGUGUCCGUAAAGGUGUCCCUAGAGGCGUACCUAGAUUUUCCACUAGUGGUUUCACUAGAGGCGUCACUAGAUUUGUAACUAGAGGUGGCACUAGAGGGGUCCGUAGAGGUGUCACUAGAGGUGUCCGUAGAGGUGUCUCUAGAGAUGUACCUAGAUUUUCCACUAGUGGUUUCACUAGAGCGUCACUAGAUUUGUAACUAGAGGUGUCACUAGAGGUGUCCGUAGAGGUGUCCCUAGAGGCGAACCUAGAUUUUCCACUAGUGGUUUCACUAGAGGCGUCACUAGAUUUGUAACUAGAGGUGUCACUAGAGGGGUCCAUAGAGGUGUCACUAGAGGUGUCCGUAGAGGUGUCCCUAGAGAUGUACCUAGAUUUUCCACUAGUGGUUUCACUAGAGGCUUCACUAGAUUUGUAACUAGAGGUAUCACUAGAGGUGUCCGUAGAGGUAUCCCUAGAGGUGUACCUAGAUUUUCCACUAGUGGUUUCACUAGAGGCGUCACUAGAUUUUUAACUAGAGGUGUCACUAGAGGUGUCACUAGAGGUGUCCGUAGAGGUGUCCCUAGAGGCGUACCUAGAUUUGUAACUAGAGGUGCCCCCUGGAGUUGUCACAGAAUAGAAAAAUAAUCGCGGUCCCAUCCUGAUCCAAAGGACAAAGAACUACAUAUUCAUCAUACUGUACCCAAGUGUUCCAAGAGACGGAGAAAGACCUUGCAUUCCCCAGAGAAAGAGUAAAUAAAAAAUAGCAAAAACGCACAGAAAGCCAACUUGGCAAUAUUCUCCAAAACACUAAUCAACAUCGCUUAGAACGUCAAUGGUUUGUGACACAUUGGUGUCAACUGUGUCCUUUUUCGCCUUUCAUUUGUAUAUAUAUAUAAAAAAGUAGUAUUUCUUUUCUGUUUUCUCGUUUGAAGACCAAAUAAAGUUGUCCAUCUCUUCUCGUCGGAGGUAUGGAAUGUAAUUAUUUUUUUUUUUAAUGUUGUCUUUAAUCCUAGUUUUCUUUUUUUUUUAUUUUCAUAGGUAAGUCCGGCAACAUGUCCUUCUUAGUCGCCAUUUUCCUUUGCCUUCCGGCCCUGACCUUGUGCCAAGUAGAUGAAGUACAUACACUUGCGGAUGAUGUCUUCCGUAGACUUGACCUUGAUGGCGAUGUCCAUGUUGAAAAACAGGAACUUGUCGAUUAUUUUAAGGUUAGUCUCUGACCCCGUUUUAGGCUUAAGUUAUAACAGAGCUUCUUGAUUUUUUUUUAUGGUAGUUGAUACAAAUCUAUAUGGUUUUUAAAAUGCUAGGCCUCCAAACUUUUUUCUUUUUAUUGAAAUAACGAGAUGAGUAAAGUGUUGUUACGUGUACUAAAGAAAAUCAUAAUUUUUCUAGCGCAAGCAUGAUGACUAAAGAUAGUUAAUCCCAAUUUUAAACAUCAGCGUUCAGAUUUUAAUCUGUAGUAAUCAAUUAGGUUAAGAAUUCUUAUAGCUUUCUUGAUUUCUUUCUUCUUUUUUUAUUAUAGCUGACUUUGCAUCCUUUAGUUCUCUGCUGUUAUUUUUUUUUCCUUUUCUUUUUACCUUUAUAUCCCCUUAUCUUAUUGCCUAUUAUUAUUAAUAUUGAUAUUAGUUUUAAAAAACUGUGGAUUGGAUCGAUACUUAAAACACCAAUUCUAAUAGUUUUAAAAGGAAUUACAAAAUAUCUUGAUUCAAAAUUAUAUGAUUUUUUUUUUUAAUCAUUCAAAUUUCACCCGAGGUUGUCGGGGCAUGGACCAUGGUAAAAGUUCAAAUACCCCUUUUAAAUAUGAAAUUAUCGCAUUCUUAUUAUAAAAAAAAAAAUCUGAAGUUGUCUUCUUGAUGUCUGUAUAAAAAGACCUACGACCGUAAUGGAGACGGAAGAGUCUCCCAACAAGAGUACGUCACCGUGAUCGACUCCAUCUACGCGAGUAACCCCGAGUGGCAACGCAUAACCCACGGUCUCUUCAACAAGUUGGACUACAACAACGACAUCCACCUCGACGUGCUGGACUACGACAGGAUCUUCUCCUCUGCCGACGCCAACGCCAACGGUCUAGUGGCUGAGAAUGAAUUUAACACGUGAGUGGGUGGCUUUAACGUGACGAUGAAUAUAACUUUAAAAACUGUUAGCAUAGGUAGACAUGACGAACAGAAGCAAAUAUGCAUUUAGCAUACCUGGCGAUAUAACCCGUACCGUUAAAAUUUUGUAUUAAUCUCAAUAUGACGUAGGUGUAUGGUAGAACUCAGGGGGGAAAUAGUUGUCAGUUUUAAGCUAGGUCACAGAUCAGAGCAUUUUUUGGUUUUUUAACUUCAGUAAGUAGAUAGAUAAAGUUCCAGGCGUAAAAACAGGCGUUGGGUAUAAUAAAGAGGUCACGUGUGAAUUAGGUUCAUAUAUAUAGAGUGUCGAACAGGUGCCUAUGUCUAAAGUAAGUGCCAAGAGUAGCACGUGUGUAGCUUAAAUCAAAUAACAAGAUCUUAUGAUAUAAAGUUUUGAUUCCUUUUGUUUCACUCCUUUCUUUCAGAUUUUUUCAUAAUCUUGUGAAUGGAAGACCGUAAGACAAAGAAAAAGCGCUCUCAGUUCUGACAGCUAGAUUUAAAUAUAUGGAUAUUAAACAAAUACUUUUCAUCUAUCAA